CUCGACUUCUCUCUGUCAAGGGGGACAGUCCUGUCAGAAUGCUCCUUAUCCUGUCGUGGGAACACUCUCAGUUGAUGUCUUCCAUCUGCCCUUCUUUUCUACCCGAUUAAAAGGACUGUCAAAGUCCGAUCAUGGCCGUGUCGACCCCGGAUCCCCGCCCGGCGGACGACUCGGCCGUCGCGGCUGCUAAAGAAUCCCCUGAACUGAACUUCUUCACCACCAAGCUCGACUGCAUCGUCCACGCCCCUAGUUUGGACGAUCUCUGUGCGAUCUAUAAUCCUGUGAGCACUCUGCUGGAGACAGGCAUUCACCAUGGCCUCUGGUGGCUGGAUGUCACGGCUGCCUCGGAGGAGGACAUCGAGACCCUCGCGCACAGCUUCGGUCUCCACCCCCUCACCGUCGAGGACAUCACCAUGCGCGAGAAGCGCGAGAAGAUCGAGCUCUUCGACUCCUACUACUUCCUCUCCUUGCGACCGCCUAGCUCGAUCAAGACCGAUGAUGGCGUGCGCAUCGUGUCGCACAACCUCUACGCCGUCGUCUUCCCAGAGGGAGUGCUCAGUUUCAACUUCGGGCCCAACGUUCAUGCGCAUCACGUCCGGAACCGCAUCAAGGAACACCGGAGUCACUUGGCCUUGACCAGUGACUGGAUCUGUUACGCUUUGAUUGACGCGAUCGUCGACGGUUUUGCUCCCUUCAUCGCUCGCGUGGAAACCGGUGUCGACCUGAUGGAAGACCACAUCUCUGUGACUCGCCCGGAUGAAAUUGGACUGGCGCUACAACAUAUCUACAAAUGGCGCAAGGAGGUGAUUCAGAUCCGGCAGCUGCUGCAUGACAAGACGGACGUGAUCCGGUGUUUCGCGCGGCACUGUGACGCGCCGGAAGCCACCUCGGCCCAGGUCGCGCUGUAUCUCAGUGACAUCCGCGACCAUGUGCUGACCAUGAUGGCCAACCUGGAGCAGGCCGAGCAGAUGCUGUCGCGCUCGCAGUCGAAGUACCUGUCGCAGCUGCAGUUCGAUUCCGGGCGCAUGCGCAACGAAAUCGCUACGGCACUGAGCCGAUUGACUGUGGUGGCAGCGAUCAUUGUGCCGAUGCAGUUCAUUACGGGGCUUUUUGGCAUGAAUGUCCUGGUCCCUGGUAAGAAUGCUGCUGGGCUGGUGUGGUGGUAUGGGAUCCUUGGGGUGAUUUUGGGCUUGAUCGUGUUGUUUCUGCUUGUGGCGAAGAGAAUGAGAUUGUUUGAUCGAUAAUAUGAUCUGCUUAUGCGCGAUUGUCGCACUUAUACUAUGUACGUAGGUCCGCAUCUACAAGCGUCCUAGUCGUCCUUCAGAAUCGCCUCCACCAAUGCUGCCUGUCGCAUCAACACCUCUUCCCUGAGUCGCCGUCCAACCAAUUGCACAUGACACGGUGCUCCUUCGACCUUCUCUGGUUGAUCUGCAUCCUCACUCAGUCGAUUUCCUUCAAUAAACACAGUAGGUUGACUCACAAGCAGGCCGAUACACCGCAUCCGGUCUCCACCAUUCCCGAUCUGCCUCUGCAUUCGACUUGCCAUACGGCAGCACACAGCUUGGACUCUGCACCGUGGAUCAGCACCUGCCAUUCAAUGCC
Molecule: messenger RNA, 1602 nt
Organism: Aspergillus homomorphus CBS 101889
Lineage: Eukaryota; Fungi; Ascomycota; Eurotiomycetes; Eurotiales; Aspergillaceae
Product: magnesium transporter CorA family protein
Exons: 2
Coding region: 132-1244 (370 amino acids)
Biological process (GO): intracellular magnesium ion homeostasis; magnesium ion transmembrane transport
Cellular component (GO): plasma membrane
Molecular function (GO): magnesium ion transmembrane transporter activity
Source: RefSeq, a predicted model, not a curated record